AUGCAAAAGAGGAAAACACACAACAAGUCACGCCGUGGGUGUGUCAAUUGCAAGAAGAGACAUGUCAAGUGUGACGAACAAGGCCCGCCGUGUGCCAAUUGCGUUAUUCGCAAGACGACAUCGACCUGCUUCUACCCAAAAUCUGCCAAAGACCUUGCGCGUGAUACCAUCAAGGAGAUCUCCAUCCGGCCCAAGUCGGACACGUGCAAGACGCGAGGGCCCUCGGUUGUCACCGUCACGUACCGUGGCUCUUCCAGACCUGAGGACACGUCACAAUCCGUCGGCCACCGAUCAUCACAGUCACUAUCAAGAUCCCUGAGUCCUUCGCCCGCCGCCUUCUCCAGCAUCUCCUCCAACGAACGCCUCCUUGAGCUCGAGCUGAUGCACCGCUGGUCGACCCGCACCUGGGCCGUUCUCUACUCCAUACCAGAAGACCAGCCCUUUCUCCAGGUCGUUCUACCCCGUGCUGGCCUUCGCCAUGGCUAUGUCAUGAAUGGCAUCUUCGCCAUCACCGCCCUCGACCUCGCCCGAGAGCGGAGUCCCACCGAAGCACGUAUGUACCGUCGAGCGGCCCUCGAAUACAGCAACAAGGCGAGCGUCGACUUUCGAUCCAAUCUCAGCGAUAUCACCGCCGAUAACAUUUGCUAUCUCUUCUACUUUGCCAUGAUCUCCGCCUUCUUCAACUUUGCCAUGCCUCCCUUACCGACCGAGACACUCACCUGCACCGACCGCAUCACGAUCGCAUUUGACAUGAUCCUCGGGGCCUCGCGCAUCGCCUGGACAAACUUUGACUGGAUGAUCCAAGGCCCUGACUCGACGAGCAUCGUCAUGGAGAGGUACACUGUCGACCUCAGCCUUGUCAACGACAUUGACGGCGAUACCAUGAUCGCCCUGAACCACCUCUCCACCGUCGUCCGCGAGCUGCGCCAGCCUGGACCGGACGGCACCCCCGGCAAGGGCCCCAUUGCCAACGAGCUCUGGGAGUACCAGCUCGCCGUCGGCCAGACGAAAUAUUGCUUUGCUGAAGAGCGCCUCAACCGCCUCAAGUGCUACUACCUCUCCCUCAUCACCGUCGCUGGCGUCGACUUUGCCACCCGUCUCCGCGCCCGCGAGCCCAUGGCCCUGUUCAUCAUCAUGUACUGGGCCGUGCUGCUGCACCGCGCCAACGACGACCCCAUGGUGUGGUGGUCCACAGCAUGGAUGAGCAAGAGUACCGUGGGCCAUGACCUUGUGGCUGAGACGUCAGAGGCUUUGAUCCAUUCACCCAUUGCCCAAAUACCCGAGGGGAGGAAAGGGAUUGCAUGGACGAGGGACCAAGUGGGUUUGCCGCCGCUGGAAGGGUUUGACCUGUACGAGAAGCCAACAACGUUAGAGAUGGAAAUGGUGUUUGGAGAAGAGUCUCUGGCGGAUGCCAAAUUGAUUGAAGCGUAG
Molecule: messenger RNA, 1431 nt
Organism: Verticillium nonalfalfae
Lineage: Eukaryota; Fungi; Ascomycota; Sordariomycetes; Glomerellales; Plectosphaerellaceae
Exons: 2
Coding region: 1-1431 (476 amino acids)
Biological process (GO): regulation of transcription by RNA polymerase II
Molecular function (GO): zinc ion binding; DNA-binding transcription activator activity, RNA polymerase II-specific
Source: RefSeq, a predicted model, not a curated record